Messenger RNA from Neopsephotus bourkii (Bourke's parrot), 1947 nucleotides. It is a transcript of the gene IRF1, whose product is annotated as interferon regulatory factor 1. Gene Ontology annotation, molecular function: RNA polymerase II cis-regulatory region sequence-specific DNA binding; DNA-binding transcription factor activity, RNA polymerase II-specific. Gene Ontology annotation, cellular component: nucleus. The record is from RefSeq and is a predicted model, not a curated record. NCBI's taxonomy places the organism in Eukaryota, Metazoa, Chordata, Aves, Psittaciformes, Psittacidae. Gene Ontology annotation, biological process: immune system process; regulation of transcription by RNA polymerase II. The transcript is spliced from 10 exons. The coding region runs from base 67 to 1029 and encodes 320 amino acids.
CUUCACCUCACCUCACCUCUUGCACAGGCUUGCACGGCUCGGCACAACGAGGUGGGUCGCGGCAAGAUGCCGGUGUCAAGAAUGCGCAUGAGGCCCUGGCUGGAAAUGCAGAUUAAUUCCAAUAAAAUACCAGGACUGAUAUGGAUUAACAAGGACAAGAUGAUGUUUCAAAUCCCAUGGAAACAUGCAGCUAAGCAUGGCUGGGACAUGGAGAAGGACGCCUGCCUCUUCCGGAGCUGGGCCAUUCAUACAGGAAGAUACAAGGUAGGUGAAAAAGACCCUGAUCCAAAAACCUGGAAGGCAAAUUUCCGCUGCGCUAUGAAUUCACUGCCUGACAUCGAAGAAGUGAAGGAUAAAAGCAUCAACAAAGGCUCCAGUGCUGUCAGGGUCUACAGGAUGCUGCCACCCUUGACAAAGGAUCAGAAGAAAGAAAGGAAGUCAAAGUCUUCACGAGAAGCCAGAAACAGGAGCAAGAGAAAGUCCCCUGAAGAUACGAGGAUGGAGGAGUCAGCAGAAAGGCUAACCAACGCUGCUCCAGCAGAUGACCACAGCGGCUACACUGUCCACAACUACAUGGGGCAGGAAGUGGAGGUUGAGAGCACGUCCAUCACCUUAGACAUCUCCCCAUGUGAGGUGAGCAGCUCCCUGACCGACUGGAGGUCACAGAUGGAGGCCACCAUGGCUGACAGCACCAAUGACAUCUACCAGCUCCAGGUGUCUCCCCUGGCUUCAUCCUCAGAAGUCACAGACGAAGAUGAAGAGGAAAUGAACUCGGAUAUUUUUAAGCUGUUCGAACCAGCCCAAGACUGGCACACCACCAGCGUUGGGGGGAAAGGCUUCCUCACCAACGAGCUGGGCACACAGACCAUGUGCAACACUUACAGCUACAAGGAGCAGGAUGCGGAGAUCGACACAACUUCAGGAGAGCUGGAGUUCAGGUUCUUUGACUCGAAAAACAGCCUCGAGUUGCUGUCUCCCUGGCUGGAGACAGCGAGAGCUCCCAUGCAAGUCAUUCCCUGUGGCUUGUAAAGCCCUGGCUUCCUCCGACCACAAACUGUUCUUGGGUAGAAACUUGGACAAGCCUGAAGAGAAUGGAAGAAAUUGUUUGUUACUGACUGAAGAAAGUAGCUUUUCUAUUCCGUUUUAACUUUUAGGCCUGAAAAGGUUAGCAAGGGAAACUCCAUUAUCGAUUAGAAAGGGGAAAGGAACCCCAUCACUAGCAGGACUCCUGGCUCCGAAGAUGCUCAGUAGCAGUAUGCACCUUGUCAUUGCUUUGGAGGUGAAGCUUCUGAUGGAUGUGACCUGGUGGGGUACCACUGAGUGUGCUGGAGGUCUUGGGGGGAGACACUGCCUCCCUGUGCGAGAUGCGAUGGACACUUUACCCACGGAGUACUUAGGAGACACGCUGCAAAUGAGACUCUGACCCGUUAGUUUUGGUUGCUGCUUACCUGUGCAACACUGGUGACAUUGGGCUUAAAGACUGUCAUACACUUAGUCAGGAAAAUUGCACUAAUUGGCUCUCUUCUUUGAUUUACUCCAUCACAUAGUUCAUCUUUCAGCUGCGUAAAUAAGAUGUGAAAACCCAGUUUAGGCUUUGCUUCCACAUAGUACACUUACCCCGGUCCACUCAUAGGAUGUUAUCUGCUCAUAGGCAUGCCAUAUGUACUUCCACAUAGUAGUUGAAGAGCUGCUGCAUGACAACUUUUGCACUGAUAGGGGCAGAGCUCUUUAUUUAUUCCAUGUCUUCCUGGGAUCCCUUCUAGCGGCAGCACCUGCAGCCCCUGCAGCAGCACGAGCAGGGGAGCGUGGCUGGGGGGGGUUCCAGUGUGUGUGUGUUAUACCUAGGAAUCAAAUCACUAAGCUGUAAUGGUCUAUUUUCUUGUACAUUUUAUUUUUGUACAUAAAGUGCUGUAUAUUUGUUUUAAUAAAGAGGUUUUAUAUACGGUA